AUGUUAUUUAUUGAUAGUCGUUAUUAUCGUCAAUAUUUCGUGAUACUUACAUCUUUCUGUCUGUGUAUAUUGUUCUUAAUAAAAAAUGACUUUCCAAAGGCAAUACCUAAUAUUUAUUUAUUCAAUAAUGAUUCAUUAUGUAACGAUGUAGCAGCGGCUAAUGAAACUGGUUUUGAUUGUUUGGGUGAACCAUUAAUGGCAUGGUGUCAAAAUCAAAUUCAUUUAUGUAAUUCGUCGUUAACUAUUUUCAAUAGAUUAUUUGCAAAAACGCAUUCGAUUAUUUUACAAACAAAAUUCACUAAAGGAAAAAGAAAAGGUGGCGAAAAUCUCAAUCAAGUUUUAAAUCAAAAUGAAAAUGACGAAUAUUUUCAAUUUGAAAAAGAAUUUAUUCAACUUUCAUGUAAUAUUUCAUUACCAAACGAUAUAUUUCCAAACAGCCAUUUAUCUAAUAUAUUUUCUUUCGUUACAUCGUAUCAUACAUUAGAAAAUUUGGUUGUAAUCAAUGAAACAACCAUAGCCGUCAAUCGCUAUGAUUAUGUUAAUUUUUAUCAUACAAUAACUGAUCUUUAUACAGUUUAUCUGUUAUGUCGAUUUUUUCGUCAUAAUCCAGCAUCUGUUCGUAUACUUUUUCUCGAUAGUCAUCCAAAGGGUAACCUAGAUUUAUUAUGGUCACAAUUAUUUCAUUCAUACAAUCGUUUGGGAUAUUUACAUCCUUCAUCGAUAUUCUAUAAAGAAUUAAUUUGGUCGCCACCACAAGCAAAAUCUGAACUAGAUAUAAAACAAUCUCGAAAAAUAGCACCAAGCUAUUUUUCAGAUUUUCAUCAGCAUGUUCUUGAAAAAUUUAAUAUUGAUUCAGAAAAAAAUAGAUUUUUAAAUUGUCAAAAUGUAAAUAUAUUUUUUCUUCUUCGCCAUAAUUAUAUUGCACAUCCAAGAAAUCCAACAGGAGACAUACAACGAAAAUUAACAAAUGAAAAUGAAAUUCUUCAUCAAUUAAAAAUGAAACUUGAAAAUAUUUCAUCAAUUCAUUUUACUUUUAAUUUUUUUGAAAGAUUACCUAUGAAACGACAAUUAUCAAUUAUUACACAAACAGAUCUUUUUCUUGGUAUGCAUGGUGCUGGUUUAACACAUGUACUUUUUAUGAAAUCUAAUCGAACUUUGAUUGAACUUGCUACCGCUGCUUGGCAAAAAGAAACACAUUUCGAACAAAUGGCUUCGAUUAAUAAUAUUAACUAUUAUCGUUGCAUAAUUCUCGAUGGAGAUUCGACAACCGCUCAAAAUAUAUUGAAUUGUUUAAUGAAAAACCUUUUUCAAAUGUGUCCUUCAUUUAAACGAUCAUUCGGAACAAAUUUUUCAUAA
Rotaria socialis is the source of this 1356-nucleotide messenger RNA. Lineage: Eukaryota; Metazoa; Rotifera; Eurotatoria; Philodinida; Philodinidae. The record is from the annotation of a GenBank genome assembly.